This is a messenger RNA of Sturnus vulgaris (Common starling), 3148 nucleotides long. NCBI's taxonomy places the organism in Eukaryota, Metazoa, Chordata, Aves, Passeriformes, Sturnidae. The record is from RefSeq and is a predicted model, not a curated record.
CUUUUGUGUAGUUUCAAGGCUUGUGUAAGUCAGGGGAAAAGCUUUUAUUGAUUCCAGUGAUCUCCCAGUCAUGCCCCUCAUGGGCAAAUACUCAGUUGCAGUUGCCAACGAAUAACUUUUUUGAUGCAGAAAUUUUUGGGUAAAGAAAACAUGGCAGUCAGGGUGCCUGUAGCUGUCGAUGAAUAUGCAAAAAAAGCCCCUAAGCAACCCAAAAUCCACAAGGCAGAAGAGUGUUUCAAUACAGCAUGAGGCAGGGCUGUGUCUGAGUUAAAGAAGAGGGGAUGUGAUGGAACAGCUCAACAACAAAUAUGCUAUCUUAGCCAAAAUUAUGAGAAAACAUUUAUUGCUCUACUAUAAAAUGGUAAGCGGAGAUAAGUUUCAGUGAUGGUCCUUUAAAGACUAUCUGUAGCAAAAAUGCCAUUAAGGCAUGCACUGCACAAUGGCAAGUUUGUCACCAUUUCUCCUUGUAUUCAAGAUUCCUGUAGCCAAGCUGUAGAAAGACAAUGUACGACUUGAGGAAUAUGAUUGUAAGGAAAACUUUUAGGUGUCACUUUUUAUCCUGAACCAGUAUUGAAGCAAACCUUUGUGGUGAUUUCAAGAUACCUUGUGAACCUGCAGGUCUUGUCUUUCACAAGGAAUAGGGGAAAUGUUUGUUUUGGAGUUUGUUUCAUUUUUGUGCUGGUGACUUUGCAUUUCAUACCUUUCUGAAGCCUUCAACUGUUGGCUAAUUUUUUACCUUCUUAAUCUCUACCACCAUUGUAUGUUGUGAGAUCUAAUCUCUGUAUUCUGAUACUUACAAAAACAAUGUAUAUUGCAUUUGUAAUUUUUUUUUUCUGUAAAUAUAUGGAUUUACAGACUAGUUUUAUAGUGAAGUGAGAUGCAAACGCUGUAAACGCUUAUCUUUGAUGACAUCUAAAUAAAGAACCUCACCUUUGGAAAGAAGUACAGUUUUUCACUGAUUCGUACAGAUAUCAUCCAUGAACCACAUAAAUUAUUCUCCAUGUGCUGUUUCAUCUGUAGAAUAUUUAUUUAUGACUUUUAAGUAAUUCUAAACUAGAAAUGUACAAUUUUAACAUAUAAUUUUAUGGCUUUUAAUUCUACCAUCUGAAUCUCCCAUUGAAGAAUCCCUUCUUAGUGGCAAUAUUAUAUUUGCACUUUGAAAGUACUUAGCAACUUACUUUUGCCACUAGUUUAGUAUUAAAUAUUUUCUUUGUCUAUCUAGUUGUUUAUAAUUUCAGGUGAUAUUCCCCACAUUCUGUAGGGAAAAAACUGUAGCAUUUGAUUUCUGAGUUAUACUGAAAAGCAAAAUAAUAAUGGGAGAAGCAAAAUAGUAAAUUGUAACUGGAAGAAAGUAUGGCACACAAUGAAUUCAUCCAAUAGAGUGUACUAGAAUGCUGAUUUUGUAUCAGUUACAUAAUGUCAAACACCAUAAAGUGUUCUUGACAGUACUAUUUGAUAUUCAGAUUUCAGACAAUUGGCCUGGAUACAGUCUGGAUUUGUUCACUUACCCUCAGCACUACUAUGGAGACCUGGAAUAUGUGCUCAUUCCUCAUGGCAUUAUUGUUGACAGGACAGAACGACUGGCAAAAGAUAUUAUGCAAGACAUUGGAGACAAUGAUAUCGUGGUUCUGUGUGUCCUCAAAGGUGGCUAUAAGUUCUGUGCUGAUCUUGUGGAGCACAUUAAAAAUCUUAGCAGAAAUUCAGAAAGAUUCAUCUCCAUGAAAGUCGAUUUUGUUAGACUGAAAAGUUACCACAAUGAUCAGUCUAUGCAAGAUAUGCAGAUAAUCGGAGGAGAUGAUCUUUCAAAGCUGACUGGCAAGAAUGUUCUAAUUGUGGAGGAUAUUGUUGGAACUGGAAGAACCAUGAAGGUUCUGCUUAACAAUAUAGAAAAAUACAAGCCAAAAAUGAUUAAAGUGGCAAGUUUGUUGGUGAAAAGAACAUCUCGGCCUGAUGGGUACAGACCAGAUUAUUACGGAUUUGAAAUUCCAGAUUUAUUUGUGGUAGGUUAUGCCUUAGACUACAAUGAGCACUUCAGAGAUCUAAAUCACAUAUGUGUUAUCAAUGAUCAUGGCAAAACAAAAUACAGAGUCUGAAGCAGUAACAUCCACACCUGAAUAUUUCUGUGAAGCAGAAAUUUGACUACGCUCCCUCAAGCAUCGCCCAGAAAAGCAAUUCAGUUGACUUGUAUGUCUUUCAAAUCAGUAUAAUAAAGGGUUUACUCUAGAGCUGCUGAUGAAUAUUUACAGAUGUGAGAGCUCUUAUCUAAAAUGUGAAGCAUAGGACUUUUACAGUUACUACCUUUAUUAAGCAUUAAAAUUACCACCUAAGAUGCCUUUUGACUAAUAAUUUGUCUGCCUUAGGUCUCAUUGUGAAUUCAUAUUUUCUUUGCUCAGUUCUUCUACAUGCAAUUCAUGUACUUCUGUGUUGCACAAGAUAAUUCAAAAGUGCCAUUCUGUGUAUGAGGAUUAUUUUACAAGAUUUUAUUGAUUUCAUCAUGCCUUUAGUCUUGGUCAGAUAUACUGCUACUAAAUUGAAAGCAUUAUUUUGAUUUAAUUCCUCACUUCCAAAGUUUCAGCUGAAGUUCUGUGUUGUGCUGCAGUUCAUUACCCACUCUUCCAAACAAAGUUUUAGCUCUCAGAAUUAGAGUGCAGGUCAAAAUGAACCUUUGGAAGACACUGUUGAUCCAAAAUUGGAAGAUAACAUGGUUCUGAUAUGUCACAUAGCCAUAGAUCUGACCUAUUUAAUGUGCUGAAUUUUAAUCAAGACAAAGCAAUGCCAGGCAGGUUUGAAUUUCUGCAUGGUGUCCCUUUCUUCUGUAGGACACAAGCAAGUAUAAAAAUUAACAGUGUUCUCCUGAGCUUAUACUCUUAACUAAACCUCAUUAAGCACAAAAGUUUAAUGUUAGUCAGACAAUUAUUCAGUUAGUAUUUGAUUUUUGUAAUGUGUCGAAGUAGAGGCCUUUUGUAACCAUCUAUCAUCUUCAAGAUCACAGAUCUGACAAUCUGACAGAUCUGAAGAAGAUUUGUAUGGAAACAAAAAAGAAAAAAUGUUUAGGACAACACAGGAAACCAGUUAAUGCAUGAGUGCUGUAGACUCUAGACUCCUUCCUUUAUAGAUCAUGUUUGAAGAAGUUUGUGAAUUUUACAUA